ACUUGGUACUAUGUAACGGAGCUAUUAAAAUGAAGACUAAUUCUUUCAAAACGAGUAGUUUUGCUUCCAUAAAAGCAGAGACUUUUCUUCUGUUUUGGGCAACAACCCAUCUACACACAGAAUAAACCCAGAGAAAAGCAAGAUUUUGGGUACACGGAAUCGCUUCAAUAAGGAAACCCUAAUUAAACAAAAAUAAUUACUUUUCCUAAAUUUCAAUAAUUUUGAAAAAUUGAAUUUCCUAAAUAAAAAAUCAAUGAACGAACUUGUAGAAGUGAGAAUUAUAUAAUAGAUGCAUGUCUUCUUUAUCACCUCGACACUGUCUUUGGAUUCGAAUCCAUAUUUGAACUGGAAUUGGGUGCUCCAGUUUCUGAUCACCGCCUUCAUUGUUGGAUUAGGGUUUAUACAUUUGCUUCGUUCUACUGCGUCCAAAUAUUUUGUCGUAGAUUCCAAUUUUAAUUCUUCAAUGGCUGCUUCUUCUGAUGUUGAAGGCUGUGCUUCAUGCCAUAAACCUGCAUCCAAACAUUGUGCUGGUUGUAAAGCUGUCAAGUAUUGCUCCACAAAAUGCCAAUCAGAGCAUUGGCGAUCAGAGCACAAAAUGAAGUGUUCAUCGUCCAAUAGAUUAAAGGCGAUGCAACAUGUAGGUGGGAAGCGCAAUACGGCUGUAGCCUUAAUCCCUUCAAGUGGACAUGAAAAGACACAAAAUAUUGUGAACAAGGUGCUCUUCUCGUAUGAUGAAUUUGUCAAACUUUACAAUUGGGACAAAUCGAUCUUCCCGCCAUGUGGACUUCUAAAUUGUGGAAACAGUUGUUUUGCUAAUGUGGUUUUACAGUGUCUUGUUCACACCCGACCACUUCUAGAGUAUCUGUUGGAGAGAGGCCAUCGGAAAGAUUGCAGGAGGAAUGAAUGGUGCUUUCUUUGUGAACUUGAAAUUCACGUGACAAGAGCUAGUAGGAGUCAACAGCCCUUUUCACCAAUGAAUAUACUAUCACGGCUACCUAGCAUUGGUGGCAACAUGGGCCAUGGAAGCCAAGAGGAUGCUCAUGAGUUCAUGAGAUUUGCCAUUGAUACAAUGCAGUCUGUCUGCCUUGAUGAACAUGGUGGAGAGAAAAUAAUUGAUCCCAAAUCUCAAGAGACUACCCUUAUACAACAUAUAUUUGGUGGUCAGCUUCGAUCUCAGGUUGUAUGUACAAAAUGCAAUAAAGUUUCAAAUCAAUAUGAAAAUAUGAUGGAUCUAACUGUUGAAAUUCAAGGAGAUGCUACAUCAUUGCAAGAGUGCCUUAACCAAUUUACUGCAAAAGAGUGGCUAGAUGGUGACAACAUGUAUAGAUGUGAUGGAUGUAAAGAUUAUGUCAGGGCGUGGAAGCAUCUUACCAUCCACCAAGCUCCAAAUGUACUUACUAUUGCUUUGAAAAGAUUCCAGAGUGGAAGAUUUGGGAAAAUUAAUAAGAAAAUUUCUUUCCCUGAGAAUCUGGAUCUUAGCCCAUAUAUGAGUGAGGAGAGAGAUGGCACUGAUAAAUACAAGUUGUAUGCUGUUAUUGUCCACGUGGACAUGCUGAAUGCAUCUUUCUUUGGCCACUAUAUCUGUUACACAAGAGGUUUUCAGGGAGGCUGGUAUAGAAUCGAUGACUGCAAGGUGACAGGGGUUGAACUGGAGGAAGUGCUUUCACAGGGAGCUUAUAUGCUUUUAUAUAGAAGGAAUUCUGCUAGACCAAAAUGUCUUAAGUCAUUUGAACCAUCUACCAGUCAACAGCAAAACGGGGAGAAAACAUCCACAAUGGCUGAGCCUUUAUCAAUUGGUGUUACGGAAGAUACUCAAACUAUCGCUCCUGGGUCAGUUGUACCUGUUUCAGUUGAAGUUUCUUCUAAUGGAGUACCCGACGUCGUUGGAUCACCAUCUUUAAUUAUUAAUGCAUCUGGUGAUGCUUCCUCUAAAGGAUUUGCUGAUGACGAAGUCUUUGAUGUAGAAACUGUCGAUACUGUGAUCGAGUCAUCAUGUUCGACUGGAGAACUUGAAAAAGAAAGUAUUGCUGCCGUCACCUUUUCUGAAAUGAACCGGUGUAGUAAUGAUCCAGUUUCUGUCAAUAGUAGUUGUCCCGAUGGGGUCCUCACUGACUUGCUAAUUAAUUAAAGUCGUAGCAACAAUUUCUGGGAAAUGUCACUGGAAAAGACUUCAUGAAUCGAUGGAGUUACCUUCGUUGGCAGAAAGCUUUUGUCUUUGAAAUUUUACGUUAAUUUCGGGACUCUUGCUGUUGAAGACCCUCGAGCAGCAAUAUGAUGCAUAUUUAAGAUUAGAUCAAAAAUGGUCAUUUCAACCCUUCUGAGGAUAGUUAAUAAUUAUUGUGUGGAUAUUUUUGGGCAACAUCUUGGAUUUCAAUUGAAAUUUACAAGGCAUCUUCGAUUCCAAAAUUUUAAAUGUGUUUGUUACUACCUUUACUACCUUUGGCCUUCAAAACUUAUGCUUUUCGUAGGUUCUCAAAUGAGACGAUUUCACAGUGAGAUUGUCUUUAUUUGGGGAAUUCAAUAUAUACUUAUAGUCUUAUGUUGAUUACUUAUAACUUUAAAGUGAUCAUUUAUAAUCAUAAAAUGAUCAAUUAAAAUUUUAGAGUGACUACUUAUAA
Molecule: messenger RNA, 2618 nt
Organism: Amaranthus tricolor (Joseph's coat)
Lineage: Eukaryota; Viridiplantae; Streptophyta; Magnoliopsida; Caryophyllales; Amaranthaceae
Product: ubiquitin carboxyl-terminal hydrolase 19-like
Exons: 11
Coding region: 290-2128 (612 amino acids)
Biological process (GO): protein deubiquitination
Cellular component (GO): cytosol; nucleus
Molecular function (GO): cysteine-type deubiquitinase activity; cysteine-type endopeptidase activity
Source: RefSeq, a predicted model, not a curated record